AAGUAUAGUUCUGGAAUGCGUUUACCCUUGAAUGCAGUGUUUACUAAAAAAAUGAGACGGUUUAUUGACAGAAGUAAACAUUUGAUGAUACGUCUGUCUUUGAGAGGGUGUACAAACAGACCAUUCUAUCACAUAGUUGUUCAGAAAAAUAGAUCUCCAAGGGACAAGCAGAUUAAGGAUCAAAUUGGAACGUUUGAUCCUUUGGUGAAUCAAUUUGGAGAAAGAAUUGUUGCUCUUGACUUUGAUAAAUUACGAUACUGGACAGGAAUGAAUGCAAAAUGUUCCACUCCUGUGCUACAGUUGUUAGGAUUGUCAGGAUUUUACCCAAUACAUCCAACAACCAGACUGCAAGCUAUGCGGAUACAGAAGAAAGGAGAAGAAGAAAAACUUAGAAAACAAUCAAAUUCUGAAGAGAAGACACAAGAAGCAGCACAAGAAAAAUAAAAUACAUUUUUCAUUUUUUGUAUUGUUAGCAUAUUAAAUGUUCAGUGUUAAUGCACUCUGGCUUGAUUGGGUUUAAUGUUUCUGUGGACAUGUGAUCCUUUGAAGUCUCAUCGCAAUUGUUAUAAGAUAAGUGUUUUCAGUCAAUAAUAUGGCUUAUUUAAAAAAAAAUCCUUAACCAUGUUCCAUUUGUGGAAAAUAUGUCAGCUGCUGAUGUACAGGCUUAACAUAUGAGUAGUGUGCUAAGAGGAUUCAUUUCAACGAAAAAUGUCAUAAAGCGGAAAGUGGCGUCCCUGAUAUGCCUGUGUGGACUACACAGGCUAAUCUGGGACAACACUUUCCGCACAAGCAUUAUGCCCAGUUCUCUCUGAACACGACUCCUAUAAUACUACGGAUUGUUUGUUAUACCGGAUCUUGCAUUCAACUGUCUUAUUUCUGAAAUAAAAUAUGUGUUCAAUUUCUACAUCAACAUUUUAUUCUCGCAAUCUGUAGCCAAUAUAUGAAAAUGAACAAAGAAUGUUACAUACAACAUAUAAGCAAUCUUUAUAUGGCACCAUUAAUGAAAGAUUGUAACAAACAACUAAACACUUAUACGCUAUGUCUGAUAAGAAGAUGUUUAUAAGUCAAUCAAUAUUUGAAAACUUUUUCCCUGCCUAGGUAUCUUGAGAUUGAUAUGAUAUAGGAUCAUUGAUAAUAUUUUGUCUUGUUAAAAUAUUUGCUAAAAGAAUGGUUCAGAAUUAAAUACUUGGUUAAUUUUCAUAAAGUUUGAUGUUUUCAUAAAUGUUUACUGUAUCUUUUUAUGCCACCGGUAGUGUGGCAAAUAGCAGUUGAACUGUCAGUCAGUCUGUCUGUCAGUCUGUGCGUCUGUCCGUAAACUUUAACAUUGGCCAUAACUUUUGCAAUAUUGAGUAGCAACUUUAUAUUUGGCAUGCAUGUGUAUCUCAUGAAGCUGCACAUUUUGAGUGGUGAAAGGUCAAGGUCAUCCUUCAAGGUCAAAAGUCAUAAAAUACAAUCCCAGGGGAUGUAAUAAGCUUUAAAAGGGAGAUAAUUUCAAAACCUGCCAAAUGAUAUAUUGAAAUUUUAUUUCAAAGCGGCGCAAAAGGGGGCAUUGUGUGGCUGACAAACACAUCUCUUGUUCUUUAAGUCUUAAUCAUGUUUUAUUGUGUACUAUCAGAAGUUAUAGACAUCCAAAAUAAAUUGUAUUGAUCAUUUGAGUUACCACAUAAUCAUAAGUCAGUUUAUAUUAAAAAGGUAUUUUUAUACCCAACCAAAGGCU
Molecule: messenger RNA, 1717 nt
Organism: Dreissena polymorpha
Lineage: Eukaryota; Metazoa; Mollusca; Bivalvia; Myida; Dreissenidae
Product: 28S ribosomal protein S16, mitochondrial-like
Exons: 3
Coding region: 16-444 (142 amino acids)
Biological process (GO): mitochondrial translation
Cellular component (GO): mitochondrial small ribosomal subunit; ribosome
Molecular function (GO): structural constituent of ribosome
Source: RefSeq, a predicted model, not a curated record